AUGGGCUUUGCAAAGCUGCCGGAUCUGCGGACACUGAAGCCGCGAGUGCCGGGCUCCGAGUCGAUGGACUUUCCGGACUGCGAGGCGCCGCGCGCGGAAUUUGCACCGUCCGUGGCCUUUGCCCCUGCUCGGGAGCGAGGUUUGGAGGUGUCUGUCCACUUCCAGCGGCUGGUGGACGAACUGGUGAAUCAGCACAUCUGCGAGAUGAAGGAGCUGGAGACCCAGGCAGACCACCUCACAUCGGAGGUCCACAAGCUCCGCUCCCAGAACGACGAGCUGAGGUGUGGCGGUGGCGAGGCGGACGUUGGCAAUCCCAAGCUGCGGUUGUCCACGCUCAUGGGUGAGCGGACGCUUCAACUCCGAGAAAUCCAGGCGAGUGAGAUCCUCGAUCGCUGGGAGAAGGACUCUGACGGCCUGAAGAGUUUCGAGGACAACGUGCGGCUGACGUCCAAGGUCCAGGCCAGGAUCAACGUGGCCUUGGCCUUGGGCCGAAGAGAUAUAUCCUUCAUGACCAGGGCGACGAAUAAAGGCCUGGAUUGCGUGGGGCAGCUUCGUUUCUUCCUAGAGUCCACGACCUACGAAGCCUUGAUCGCCUUUGUGCUGUGCCUCAACGUGCUGUGGAUGGCUCUGGAGCUCCAGAUCUAUGGCUCCGUCACAGCGCUUCACCUCGGCCUGGCCGAAACGGCCCUCGUGGACCCACAGGAUGUGCCAGCCUGGGAGACGGCCUUCCGAAAUGGCGAUUUGAUCUUCACUGUCUUCUUUGUGACAGACGUGGUGACGCGCGUGGUGGUGCUUCGUUUACGAUUCCUGCGGGUGUGCAUGAACUAUGUGGAUCUCGGGGUGAGCAUCACGUCACUCAUUGAGAGCACCUUGUAUCACGCGGUGGACUUGCCGGUGAGCCCCAUCUUGUUCCGCCUGCUGCGGAUCGGCAAGCUGGCCAGGGCCUUCCGCAUGGUUACGAUGACCAGUGUGCUAGCAUCGCUCCAGCUGCUGGUGAAGUGCUUGGCUGCCAGCAGCAACAUGCUGUUCUGGAGUUUCUGCUUGCUGACCUUUGUCCAGUGCGUGGCCGGUCUCAUUCUGAGCACCCUCUGCAGGGAGUUUCUGACUGAUCCCAGCUAUGAAAUGGAAGUGCGUGAGCAGGUAUUCCGCUACUACGGCACUUUCACGAGGACAAUCCUCACCAUGUUCGAAAUUAUGUUUGCCAAUUGGGGUCCGCCUAGCAGAGUGCUCGUCGAGCACUUUAGCGAAUGGUUCUCAGCGUUUUUCCUCGUCUACAGGUGCAUUCUGGGCUUCGCCGUGCUCAACGUUGUAAAUGCAGUCUUCGUUCAGCAGACCAUGAAGACCGCAAGCUCUGAUGAGGAGCUCGCGUUUAAGCAGAAGGAACGGGAUGCUGCCAUGUAUCUCAAGAAGGUUAAGAAGCUCUUUCAGUCGAUUGACCAGUCUGGAGAUGGCGCCAUCAGCCUGGAGGAGUUUUCCAAGCUGGUCCAGUCGCCAAAGCUCUCAUUUUGGAUGAGUCAGCUGGAACUGGAGUAUCACGAUUUGUUGAGCCUGUUCGAGUUUCUGGACAACGGAAAUGGCGAGAUCACGCUCAUGGAAUUUGUGGAGGGUGCCUCACGCUUGCGGGGCCGUGCCAAGACACUGGACAUCUGGCGCUUGGAGACCAAGCUCGAGGUGCUCUUUGAGGAAGUCUUCAACGCCUUGCGCCCCUCCCACCCGGCCAUCAACGCAAGUGUGCAGGAGGUCUUCAACCAGUCACAGUUUCGGCACAUGAAGGCCACCAGCAACAAGGCGGCUUCGGAGCAUGGAUCGCCCCGAGAGCUUUUGCGCGAGAUCGCCUUUUGCAGCUUGAACUUUGGGCUCAAGCCCUUUCCUCUCAACAUGGAUUUCAGCCGCAUGUCAGACGUGGGCAUCGUGCAGCCCAAAAUGCCCGACUUCCGGGACGAGCCGCCCUACCCGAUCACCGCACAGAUGUCGCAGACCUUCCAACUGCUUGUAAACCGCCUAGUGGCGCAGCAUUUGCUGGAGGUGUCGCAGACCGAACACAACGUGGAAAAGAGGUUCACCGACGAGAAGGUGGCCGCAAGCGAGCCGCAGGUGCAGCUGAGUCCGAAGGGGAUGUCCGGGAAUGGGAAGAGUGUGGGCUUCCGGGACCGCUCGCAGUCCUCGGAUAGCGCCUCAAGCCACAGGGAGUCCCCCACUGGCAGGGAGGCCGCCAAGAAGAUGAGCGCCGACGCGAUUCUGAACGCUUUCGACAACGACCAAGAAGUGAAGAAGUUGUUCAGAGAUGCUGAGAUCCAGAAGAUGAUGCAAGCUGGGUCUGAGUUUGACAAGGAAGGGUCAAAAGCAUGGUGGGACAAAUAUGCCGGCCUCAGCUGUAGCGAGAAGCUGAAGGUGUGGCUUACCUCCAGCCGCUACGAGAUGUGCAUCGCCUUGAUUUUGAUCCUCAACGUCCUGUGGAUGGCCUUCGAGCUCCAGUUCUAUGGAUCCCUCUCUGGGUAUCAGAUCAACUUCUUCACGGAAGCGCCUGCCUCCGAUGAGGAUAUCCCAUCCUGGGAAGCUGUGAUUGAGGCUGGUGACUUCCUCUUUACCUGCUUUUUUGUCCUGGAUGUGGUGGUCCGGAUCGUGGUCCUGCGCGGGCAUUUCUGGAAGGUCUGCGCCAAUUACGUGGACGUGGCGGUGAGCAUGACGGCUCUGGUGGAAGUCACCAUCCUCUAUGCCGUGGCCUUGCCGGUGAAUCCCAUCCUCUUCCGGCUGCUGCGCAUCGGCAAGCUGGCCAGGGCGAUUCGCAUGGUGACCAUGACCAGCGUCUUGGGGUCUUUGCAGCUCUUGGUGAAGUGUUUGGGUGCCAGCUGCAAUAUGCUCUUCUGGAGUUUUUGCCUGCUGACCUUUGUGCAGUGCGUGGCCGGCUUGAUUGUCAGCACUUUGUGUAGAGACUUUGUCCUUGACCCCAACUACGACAUUGCUCUGCGCGACGAAGUGUUUCGCUACUAUGGCACAUUCACAAGGACGCUGCUGACGAUGUUUGAGAUCUUGUUUGCCAACUGGGGCCCACCUUGCCGGGUCUUGAUCGAAAACUUCAGCGAGUGGUUCUCCGUUUUCUUCUUGCUGUAUCGUUGUGUCUUGGGCUUCGCCGUGUUAAACGUGGUAAAUGCAGUCUUUGUCCAGCAGACCAUGAAGACUGCAGCCUCCGAUGAGGAGCUGGCCUUCAAGCAGAAGGAGAAGGACGUGCAGAUGUACACUCGAAAAGUGAAGCGCCUCUUUCAAACCAUCGACGACUCUGGAGAUGGCGCAAUCAACUUGGAGGAGUUUUCGAAGCUGGUGCAAUCUCCAAAACUGAAGUUUUGGAUGAGCCAGUUGGAGUUGGAAUAUCACGACUUGCUCAGCCUCUUCGAGUUUUUGGACAAUGGAGACGGAGAAAUCACGCUCAUGGAGUUCAUCGAAGGUGCGGCAAGGCUCCGUGGCAAUGCAAAGGCUUUGGACAUUUGGCGCAUCGAAACCAAAAUGGAGGUGCUGUUGGAAGAGGUGCUUAAAGCUUUGCAAGACGUCAUGCCGGGUAACGACGGCUUGACAGUGGAGCAGGUUUUCGAGAACUCAUCGUUCCGGCAUAUUAGAGCCACGAAGCAGGAGACCCGAGAUCUCGAGAAGGCCUACCAGUUCUACCAAGAUGGGCUUGCUGAAUCCUGAAUAGAUAUAAUUGCGCAUUGCAAAGGUGAGACAGGGUUGCUUCGAGCCAAAAGAUGAAACCGCAAG
Molecule: messenger RNA, 3750 nt
Organism: Effrenium voratum
Lineage: Eukaryota; Dinophyceae; Suessiales; Symbiodiniaceae
Source: the annotation of a GenBank genome assembly